GACAUAACCACAAACCUCCUACCUCAGGCCAGACCACCAGCUGUCACAGUGCGCAUGCCCCGGCCGCCGCCAUUUUAGUACACCCGGAAGUGCGCGUAACCCCUCGAGACCCCCAUAAAGUGUCACCACAGAGCGUCCACCCAGGUUCCCACACAGAGGGGACACACAGCUGUGGGGGCAACAUACCGCUCCAGGCUGGAAUCACGUGGGAAGGUAAGUGAUGCUGUCAGUCAGCUCCGCCCCCAGUGUCCUAAUAGAGGAAACAAUAACCAGUAUCUGUGAUUUAUAAUGGGUAUUAAUACUCACUGUGAAUGGGGGGGGGUAUUAAUACUCUGUGCACACUGUGAAUGGGGGGGUAUUAAUACUCUGUGCUCACUGUGAAUGGGGGAUAACCAGUAUCUGUGAUUUAUAUAUUAAUACUCUGUGCACACUGUGAAUGGGGUCACUGUGAAUGGGGGGAUAUUAAUACUCUGUGCUCACUGUGAAUGGGGGGGAAUAUUUAAUACUCUGUGCUCACUGUGAAUGGGGGGGGAUAUUAAUACUCUGUGCUCACUGUGAAUGGGGGGAUAUUAAUACUCUGUGCUCACUGUGAAUGGGGGGGGGGAUAUUAAUAUUUGGGGCUCACAGUGAAUGCAGGGGGGGAUAUUAAUAUUUGGGGCUCACAGUGAAUGCAGUAUAUUUACUACCACUGGUGGUAUAUAAUGGGGGGGUUAUUAAUACUUGGUAAUGAUGAUAUCUGUAAUUUCAUAAUACAGCAUGCUGAGGUUCACUGUGAUAUCACUACCAGCCAUCCUUCUGUUAUGUUACAUAAAUGGUUAAACAGAUAAAGGCUGAAUCCUGACCCACAGGCAGGCUGGCUUUUAUUUAGAGGUUUGGUAGAACUACAACGCCCAUGAUGCUCUGACAGGCUUUGGCAUGAUGGGAGUUGCUCUCUGUCCCCCCCUGUUGGUGGUUAUUACGUCAUUUUGGCGGGAAAGCUGAGGGGUUUGUCUGUCCACCUGCAGCACUGAGUGCUUUACACUGCAGGCAGGGCAGAACCUUUCAUGUGGUGCCCAUCACUCUGUGUCCAGGUAAACAUGGAGGUGGCCUGGCCUGCUGGGCAGACUUUCACACUGGCUUUACCUGUUUUAUCUCUGCAGAAAUAAAAAAAAAAUGAAUUUUUAGUUGCAGCAACAAAACUUUACAAAAUGUCAGACUAAAUAUUAAUUUGCCUGUCAAUGGGCUGGGCUAACACCUGUAUUAAAAUUAAACUUCAAGCACCAUAACCACUACAGCAUGCAGGGUGAUCAGCUGAUCUGCUCAGCCAAUGAGCCAGGCCUGCACCCAGGUAUUAGGAGCUAAUGGAAGCUUCUAGAAAGAGCUUUGGCUCUCAGUACCAGCUGAUAUGGGGUGGGGAGCAGGGCCGGACUGGGAAGAAAAUUCGGCCCCGGCAUUUUUUAAAUAACAGCGGCCCACAAAAAAGGGGGCGGGGCCAGAGAGGGUGUGUUUUGUCAUCACCAAUGACACGCACGCACGCCCCCUCUCAAAGUGAGCAUGUUGGUUCAAUGCUCUUCCAAGGCAGAGCUAUAGCAUGAGAAAAAAGGCCCUGUAUUUGUUCUGCACAGCACAAGCAAAUUUAAUAACAUGCUUGCACUGUGUUUGCUUGGAAUUUGUCUCUGGUGUCUCCAUAGAUGGGAUACCAGGAGACAAAAAUGCCAGGAAAGAGUAUUGUGUGUGCUGUGUGUGUGUGCAAGAGGGAUGCUGUGUGUGUCAGGGGUGCAGUGUGUGUGUGUGUGUGUGUCAGGGGUGCAGUGUGUGUGUGUGUGUGUGUGUUUUGUGCGAGUGUCAGGGGUGCAGUGUGGGUGUGUGAGUGAUUAUAUCCCCCCUCCUUACCUUUAGUCUGGGAGGGGGGAUCCUGCUGCUGCUGCCAUCCAUGGUGGUCCUAGUGAUGAGUGAACUCUAGCCUGUGGGGAGAGGUGUCAUACAUGAUUGUUUCAUUUAGAAUUGUGUAUCCCUGGAAAAUCAAAAACAAAUGGUAUGACGUUCUCACCUCUCUGGGUAGAAUUUGUCAUUCUGAGAUCGUCGCCCAGAGGCCUGGGAGUUUGAGAGCUCUUUGCAAUAUCUUAGCUGUUACAAAAACUGCACUCUACUGUACAGAGAUCUCAGAUGUCCCACCUGGACUCUGCUGUAGCCACUCUUCCAACUUGGAUGUUAUAGCCCAUAGUGCGAUCACAACUUUGACUAUUGCUCAUUUCACUUGCCACAUCCUUUCUUGCUCCCUUUUCAGCCCUUGGUAUUUGUCCAUCUUUUCAUGUUCAAUCUCCUUAAUGUCACUGGGUAUUGUCUCAUACGUUACUUUGAGAUCUUUCGUUCGUUGGCCAGUACUUGCUUGCCUGUCUGGAUCUGGAAGUCCCACAGGAUCUUGAGAGGUUGCUUUAACAGAUUCAAUUGCUGCUGGUAUGUCCUCUCAGUUGAUUUACCAGGUUUAAUUGGUGCUGGUAUGUACUACAUGGUUUACAUUUGUAUAUAGGUAUCCAUUCUCUUUUUAUCUGGGUUAAUUUUGCUCAGUCUGCAUAUCCUAGAUUGCUUGUUCCUGGUUUUGCUUGUCUAUUUUGGUGAGAGCUUGCAUAUUGAUUUGUAUAUGUAUGACUACAUUUAUAAUCUUAUGAACAUUGGUGAUACCUGUUACGCUUGUACCUGUACAAUAAAGUGCUUUAUAUUUUAGCUGGUUGUCCUCUUUGAGUACUAUAUUCUCUACUACAGGCUUCCCCAAACUCCGGCCCUCCAGAUGUUGCUGAACUACAACUCCGAUUAUUCUAUGAAUGAAAUAGGCUGAGAAUCAUGGGAGUUGUAAUUCAGCAACAUCUGGAAGGCCGGCGUUUGGGGAAGCCUGCUCCACUAUGCCAACUUGGGGCACAGAUGCAGGUUAGAUGUGGGCAUGGGAGAUUCUUCCUACUCAUUGAUAUAUAUCGAUCUAUUAUGCAAAUAGUAAUUCCAGACAAUGAGCUUUUGCCUAGACAGAUGUUGUUGUAUUUUUUGUUUUGUGUGUUUUAGAACACCAAUUAUCUAACAAGUGGGGGAGGGGGGCAGGCAACCCCAGAAAGUGGUGCGAGCAAGGUGUGAAAAGUGCCCUUGCUGUCAGUAUACAAUAAGGCUCUACAGGAAAAUGGCUCCUGUUUACCAACACACCCACGUACCCCACUCAAGUGGUCCCUGUUUGCCACUACUUUCACUUUGCUUGUAGGCUUCCAAGGCUGUACAUGGAAAGCAGGGGCCACUUUCUGGGGUUGCCGGGGAGGUUACUGGUGAGAAGGGGCCACUUUCCCAGGUUGCCUGAGUUCUUGUUGGAUCAAAUGCCUAAAAUUACUUUAAUGCAUAAUAUAUAUUAAUUUUUGUAAUCUGCGUCCGUUAAAGGCUUACUUUCAUUUAGACACUUAAAGUAAUCUAUAGGUUAGAAUGAAAAAAAAAAGUGUGUGUGUGUGUGUGUCUGUGUGUGUGUGCAAAUGUAUGUUACUUUUGAAACUGAUCCCUUUCUGCCUGCAGUAUUUGCUGUCUGGCAAAGCAGUGGAUGGUUGCAAAAUGGUGAGCCCAGGUUGAGAUAACCUUCAGAAUGGGGGAUUGGAAAGGUAGCAAGGGAUUAAAGUUGAUAUUAAAGCACGGUAUCAUCUGCAUUCACCACAUUUUCCCAUAUUAUUGAAACAUACAUGUAUUAAUGUUUGUCUUAAUGACUUUCCUUGUUACACAGAUCAUUUUAAUCACUUUAAAUUUCUGGCAAUGAUUGUACCACCAAAAAAAAAGUUAUUGCAUUACCUGGUGCGCAGUGUGGUACAGUGAUAAAAAUUGUUAAUCUUCUAUAGGAUGAGUGCCACAACGUGGAAUUACUUCACUACCAGACAGAAGGUUGUGCUAACCAUUGGCCUAUCUGCAAGUGCUGCAGUGCUGUAUGUCUACUAUAUCAAAUACCGUAACAGGAAAGGUGAGAUUGGCACCCAGGGAAUAAUCAUUGCAAGUAACAUGUUUAGGUAUAUAUACACACAGUUGGGUCUAGAAAUAUUUGGACACUGACACAAGUUUUAUUUUGUUUGUUUACGAAAAAAAAAUUCAAGUUUCAGUUAAAUGGUGUUGUGUGGGCUAUUCCGUCAUUAUUUCUUCAUCAAUUAAGCAGAUAAAAGGUCUUCUGGAGUUGAUUCCAGGUGUGGCAUUCGCAUUUGGAAGCCGUUGCUGUGAACCCACAACAUAUGGUCAAAGGAGCUCUCAAUGCAUGUGAAACUGGUCAUACUUGGACUGCAUAAAGAAAAAUCCAUCAGAGAUGGCAGGAACACUAGAAGUGGCCAAAUCAACAGUUUGGUAUAUUCUGUCCAAGGAAGACAACAGUGGUAGGAUCUUUUUCCAUGGUAAAGAAAAAUCCCUUCACAACAUCCAGCCAAGUGAUGAACAUUCUUCAGGAGGUAGGCAUAUCACUAUCCAAGCCUACCAUUGUGCUUACUCUCAUUUCUGGCCGUGUUCCUGCUUCCAGUCUCCACUCCAGUGGUUCCAAUGCCGGCCGCUGAAGCCCGCCCUCUCUUAUUGCACGUGCACGCCGACUGCAUGACGCUAAUGACACCAUCACGUCGAUGAUGUCAAGGUCAGAUUUGACCGGUUUGGGGGCGUGGCUUCCAAUUUAAAGAGCCAAUCUAUAAAAGGCUGGUUCACACAUAGGACCUUGCCUUGUUGUGGUUAUUUUGUUAGUUCCCAAUAGUGCUUUACAUCUGGUUGUUCUAUUUGGUAUUUUGACUUUGGCUACCCUGACUACUCUACAUUUUCCUAAAUUGACUCUGCUCACGUACCUCAACUAUCCUAAUACCUGGUGUCCUGACUCUGCUUAUAUACCUCGUUUUCGUGAUUUUUGUCUCCCUCGACCUUGGCUUGUUCUGUACUAUUCUCUAGCUGUCUAACGUAGAGUCCGGCCACUUUAUGGUCAACCAUAAGGAGAAGACUUCCCUAGAUCAAAUACAGAGGGUUCACCACAAGGUGCAAACGAUUCAUAAGCCUCAAGAAUAGAAAGGCCAGAUUAAAACAAGUCAUACCAGUUUUGGAACGGCAUUCUUUGGCCAGAUGACCUGAAGAUCAACCUGUACACGAAUGAUAGUAAGAAAAAGAGUAUGGAGAAGGCUUGGAACGGCUCAUGAUGUGAAGCAUACCACAUCAUCCACAAAACAAGGUGGAGGCAGUGUGAUGGCAUAGGCAUGCCUGGCUUCCAAUGGUACUGGGUCACUAGUGUUUAUUGAUGAUGUGACAGAAGCAGCCGGAUGAAUUGUCUGCUCAAAGUUGAUUGGACAGUGCUAUACUAUACAGAUGGACAACGACCCAAAACAUACUGUGGAAGCAAGUCUGGAGUUUUUAAGGCAAAGAAGUAGAAUAUGCUGCAAUGGCCAAAUUAAGGUGAUCUCAACCCGAUUUGAGCAUGCAUUUCACUAGCUGAUGAUGAAAUUUAAGGCUGAAAGAUCCAUGAUCAAACAAUUGAAGAUAGCGGCAGUAUAAGGCUUGGCCAAGCAUCACAAAGGAGGAUGUCCAUGCAGUUAUUGCCUGCAAAGGGUUCUUGACAAAUUAUUCAAAAUUACAUUUGAGCACCUGAAAUAAGGAGACUGUGUAUGGUAAUGGUUGCAGUUCCAUACAAUAUUUUUGUUUAUCCCCUUAAAUUAAAGCUGAAAGUCUGCACUUCAAUUCUGUCAGUGUCCAACUAUUUCCAGACCUAACUGUGUGUGUAAUAUAUUCUCCUACACUUGUAUGGUGGACUAAAUGAAUGUGUGAAAUUAAUUUUUAACGUUUCACUUCUCUUAAAGGAACAUUAGUCACCUAAAAAUUUUAGCUUAAAGGACCACUAUAGGCACCCAGACCACUUCAGUUUAAUAAAGUGGUCUGGGUGCCAGGUCCAGCUAGGGUUAACCCUUUUUUCUAUAAACAUAGCAGUUUCAGAGAAACUGCUAUGUUUACCUAUGGGUUAAUCCAGCCUCUAGUGGCUGUCUCAUUGACAGCCACUAGUGGCACUUCCGCGUUUCUCACUGUGAUUUUCAGUGAGAAGACGCCAGCGUCCAUAGGAAAGCAUUGAUAAUGCUUUCCUAUGAGACUGGCUGAAUGCGCGCGGCUCUUGCCGUGCAUGCGCAUUCAGCCGAUGACGGAAGAAGAGGGAGGAGCCCGGCGCUGCAAAAAAGGUAAGGGAUCAACCCCUCCCCCCCUUAAGCGCCACGGGAGUGGGACCCUGAGGUUGGGGGCACCCUCAUGUCACUAUAGUGGUCCUUUUAAUGAAGCUGUUUUUGUGUAUAGAUCAUGCCUCUCAGGUUUGCUGCUCAAUUCACUGCCAUUUAGGAGUUAAAUCCAUUUGUUUCUGUUUCUGCAGCCCUUGUCACACCUCCCCUGGCUCUGAUUGACAUGGCCUGCAUGAAAAAAGUGGUUUUACUUUCAAUCAGAUGUAAUUUACCUCAAACAACUGUAUCUCUUUCUCUGUAAAUUGAACGUUAAUCCCAUACAGGAAGCUCUUGCAGGGUCUAGCAAGCUAUUAACAUAGCAGGGGACAAGAAAAAUCUAAAUUAAACAGAACUUGCAAUAAAGGAAGGAUACACUUUACAGGAAGUGUUUAGGAAGGCUGUGCAAGUCACAUGCAGGGAGGUGUGACUAGGGUUCACAAACAAAGGGAUUUAACUCCUAAAUGGCAGAGGAUUGAGCAGUGAGGCUGCAGGGACAUGAUCUGUAUACCAAAACUGCUUCAUUAAGCUAAAGUUGCUUUGUUGACUAUAGUGUCCCUACUUAUUUUUUUAUUUUUUUUUAACAUUCCAAAAUGGACUGACAUUUACUACCCUGUUAUUUUUUUUUUCUUGUAAUUGAUGCUAUAGCAAUAUCUGAUUUACUGCUUUCAGUUCCCAAAACACCAUGCCCUUCUGAAGGAAAAGAUUUGGAGUGCCACAUGAACAUUUCACCCGAUGUCUUAAAAUUGAUUGUAGGAAGAGAGGGCAACAUAAUGAAGAGGGUAAGACUUAUUACAUCAUGAUGUCGUUUUCACAUUCAUAGGGGAAACAAAUGUUUGAAUCUGCACAGCUUUAUUUGCCAUUGUUAUAGAUGCAGUGCAUGUUGCAUAAGCUCCUACUUGGUAGCACAGUUUUUUGUAGGUUUUACCUCUCCCUCUAUUUUCAGUGGGAAGGCUAGGAUAGAGUGAGGUUUUUCAGCUGUUGCUUUGUGCCUGCAGGCAUCAUUCUAGAAGUAGCCGAUCCUAAGGAUUUUUUUUAUUUUUUUUUUUUAAAUGCAAUAUCUCCAGCUUAAGGGGAGUAUGUUAUACUUACCUGAACCUAUCCCUUAUGGCCACUGUCCUGGUCCGCCUGCUGGUCGUCUUGAGCACCUGGUACGUCCUCUGCCAGGAGCCCAUGUCAAUGUUGUACUCUUGCUCAAGUGGAAAAGUGAGGUCUGUGGAUGAGCAUGGGCUCCUCCAUUGAUAGAGCAUUUUUUUUCAUACAGCCAGCACUACUAAGAGCAGGUGGAAAUGACCAGAUAAAGGUAGCUCCACUGUUGGUCGUUUUGUUAGGCACAGGAAAAUUAAUAAGACAAGCAGUCCCUACUUUGCCUUGGUAUAUCAUUGGACUGUGUUGGAAUUACAGUAAAGCACCUAUGUAGCGCAAAUUGCAAAAAAAACUUUGGCCAUGAUGGUAAGGUGUCAAAACACCCAGUGCAUCUCGGUGUGCUGCAUAGCUGCACACUGGUUAUAGUGCACAUGAGCAUAAGGUGGAUGGUCAGGUGCAUGUGUCGUUUACCCAGGGAAGAGAUGGUAGCAGGAAGAAGACAGGCCGACAGAGGCAAUGUUAUGCUCUGCGCAAUGUGCUUCUGGGAAACAUUGGAUCCUGGUAUUCACGUGGAUGUUACUCUGACAUAUACCACCUUCCUAGAUAUUGUUGCAGAUUAUGUACACCCAUUCAUGGAAAUUGUGUGACCUUUUUCAGCAGGAUAAUGCACCCUGUCACACUACAAAAAUUGUUCAGGAUUGAUUUAAGGAACAUGACAAUGAGUUCAUGGUGUUGCCUUGUCUUCCAAAAUCCCCAGAUCUCAACCUGAUUGGGCAUCUCUGUGAUGUGCUGGAACAACAUAUUUGAUCCAUGGAAGCUCCACCUCACAACCUACAGGACUUAAAGGUUCUGCUGCUAAUGUCUUGGUGUCAGAUACCAAAGAAUACAUUCCGAGGUAUUCUGGAGUCCAUGCCUUGACGCAUUAGAGCUGUUUUGGCAGCACAAGGGUGACCUACACAAUAUUAGGCAGGUGGUUUUAAUGUUGUGGCUUAUUAGUGUAAUAUCAUAAAGAAUAAACAAAAAAAAGAGAAAAAUGGCAUUCUACCUGUGUAUGAUUUACUGAGAAGAUUGUAGGUUAAAAAGUAACUUUUAAUGAAUAAAUCUAAAAUAAAAAUAUAAAAAAGAAAAAAAAAAUAUUAUAUGAACAGCAGGAGUAAAUGGAGACUAUACAGCGAGUAAAACUCUGUGACUACUUAUACAAGCUGUAAAAGUGUAUACGUAAUAACACUAAUGCUAAAGCAAUACCGUUUAGCUACAAUAUAACAGUGUAUUCCCAAGUAAUAAGUGAUACUAUAUUAUAUAUCACUAAUAGCUGUAACAAGAGGGGGGAGAUAAGACAACUGAUAAACCAGUGCUGUCAAUAGUUAAAAGAUAUGGAUAAGUAAAUCCCUACAUGAUAGUACAACUAACGACAUGGGUUAACUCUACAUACAAUAAUUGAUGAUGUUCUAUGGUGCUUAACCUCGGAAAGAUCAAAGAUAAUGGUUCAGCUAAGACAGAUUUCUGACAGACGGCGAUUAGCCAGUUAAAUAUCACAAAAGCUGCUUAGCUUAUAGCAGCACUUUGAUAAUAAAUUUAAAGGUUGCUGUCAAGCAGUAGAGUAUAAAAUAGUAGUCACAGAGUUUUACUCGCUGUAUAGUCUCCAUCUACUCCUGCUGUUCAUAUUAUAUUAUUUUUCUUUUUUAUAUUUUUAUUUUAGAUUUAUUCAUUAAAAGUUACUUUUUAACCUACAAUCUUCUCAGUAAAUCAUACACAGGUAGAAUGGCAUUUUUUUCUUUUUUUGUUUAUUCUCUGAUAUUCACCAUUUAGGGGUUACCCCCCUUUUUUUGUGCCCUCUACCUUGUGAUAUCUAAAUUUUGGCCCUAGGUUAAUCCUUUUUGUUUUCCUCGUAUAAUAAUUAUUAGUGUAAUAGUUCUGCUUAAGCUACUGGAAAACAUCCUGCCUAUCCUGCAGGAGAGGUUGGAUGCAGUGCAGGCGCCAAGGGUCCCUGUAAGUUGUCAAAAUAUAUAAAAUAAAUUUGAAAAAAGUUUACGUAGUUACCCUGUUACAGCACCACUGUACGGGGUGCAUGAAGUGUACCUUUCAUUACUGAUGAUUUACAAGAGAACCACAUUUAGUUUAUACUGCCAUGUUUGUGCUUAAAAAGUUGUAUUUUAUUUUUAUUUACGCUUCAAUAUUUAGUCUUUUAUACCACAUUAACUGUUAAACCUUAUGCAUUUGCUGAGCCAGCUGUGUAUACACAAAAAUGGCUGAACUCUACAAUAUACCUUUUUAGAUAAAACACACUUAAAAUAAAGUAUGGUGUGUGCGGUAGACAUGGUAUAUUCUUUGUCUCCCUGCAGCUUCAGAAACAGACAGAUGCCCAUAUUACAGUAAGCCAUGAGCCAGACUAUAAAGGAGAAUAUGAAAUGACUAUCACAGGCAGCUGUACUCAGGUCCAUCAGGCCCAAGAAGCGGUGCACAGAAUCAUGCAGGAGUGUGCAGUCCUGCGAUUGGAGCUCCUACUGCCUGCCAGGUGCUUGUGUCGCAUUAUAGGUGUGUCUCUCCCACCUCCAUAAAACCUAAAAUGUAUAACUCCAUAGUCAGGUGUCCUUUCUUUCUCUGACAUACACAUUGGGGGACUGUCAUGCUGGAUAGUCUGCUUGCUGUUUUUCUUAUUGAGUGGAAACGUGUCAGCCAUUGGGGACUAAAUAUAUUGACGUCUGCUUUUAAAAGUGGUCACUCCCACAGAAUAAUGCAGAAAGAGGAGAAAAACAAGUUGUAAAUAAUGCCCAGUGUUCAAAGCAGUGUUAUUUUAUUGUAGAAAAUACAAAAAUAAUGUAAAGGGAGAGGGGACUAAAAGGUUUUGAUAGGAUUAUGGCUUGAUUUCAACAGGGCAAGGUGGAGAUAAAAUUAGAUCCAUCAGUAGGAGCUCUGGGGCCAAAAUCUGGUGUGAACCAAAGCUUGAAGAUUCUGAUCUUAUCCAGACCAGGAAAAUCACAAUCACAGGAACCAAGGAGCAGGUGGAAGCAGCCAAGGUUUGUGCGAUGUUUCUUUCUUCAUAGUCCUAACAAAAUAACUGCAAUCCCAGCAUAAACAUCACCGCUAUUUUCAAUUGAUUUCCAAUAAACAGCUACUGAUCCAGAAGAUUUUAGAAGAGGAGGAAAGCCUCCAGAAGACCGCAGCCAAAUCCUCUGCCUUCCGAUGUCACAGGAAGGAAAUCAUUGCUGUGAAGAAGAAAGAUGGACAGAAACCUACAGAGGACCAGAUAGUUGAGCCGGAUGAACAAAGGGCCAUUGAAGGAAAAUUGGACAAUGAGACCAGAAAGGAUGGCUCUUAUGAUGAGAGCCCUUGCAGCUCAGAAGUCACUGACACCACUUACAGUGUUUCCAAGUUUGAAGGUAAGGAAAAAAAAAAAGAUAUGAAAAUUGGCGGGAGGUAGGGGUUAGCGGGCAGCACAGCCAAAAAGAGCUGAUAAAGGCUUGACGUUCCUCUUGUUGGUGAUACACUAUUACAAUAAUAAACUAUCCUGGUUAACUUCACUGUGCCAUAAAUAUAUUUUGCAUAGAAAAUGUUUGUGUUUUGUCUUUGGAAGUUUAGCAGGUAUGUGUAAAUGUACAAAGUACACGUUUUGCUCUGGAGAUAUUAAUACUUGUUUCUCUCUAUAUAUACAGUCCCCAGUCCAGAUUUCAACUUUCGUGUAGACGAGUAUGUUGAUCUCUAUGUCUCUGCCACGGAGAAUCCUCAGCACUUCUGGAUUCAGAUUCUGGGUUCUAGAUCAUCACAACUGGACAAGCUGACUAGUGAGAUGAGUGAGCACUACCAGAAUCAGCAGGUAAAUGCAUCAUCAGAGCCACCAUGCAGUCCCUUGGGGCUUCCAUACAACCAAGCUACAUUUAUUUGCAUUUAGUUUUUUUACAUUUUUCAAUGUGAUCUGUCCUGUGAGACAGGAAAGGUGAAUGCCACUUGCAAAAUGGAAAAUAAAAUUUACCAUAAACAUUUUAUACUACUAGUUAUUGGUAGUUGCAUUUCAUCAAGCUGAGUAGGUUCCCCACUCCCCCACCCAGACCACUUCAACACAUUGUCCUUGUCCCCUUAGUCCUGCAAUAUAAUUAAUUGCAGGACUAAGACUGCCUCUAGUUGCUGUCUAUCCAGCGUAGAUUUCCGGGAGUUUACCGGACUCUGGGUCCCUUAACCCCUUAAGGACCGAUAAAGAUCCUGAACUGUCAUAACGGUAAUAUUUACUUACCUGAUUGCCGCCGUUCCCCCGGCGGCGAUUGGCGUUGCUCCCAGUGUGGGGAGACUGCCUGACAGCCCAGGCAGUUUCCCCUCGUCUAAUUAGGACCCUGUGGCCAUGUGAUCGCUCUAACAAAGCGGUCACAUGGCCGCAAUAGGCAUCCAAGUAUCUGCUUGCAGGGGGACUGCCUGACUGGUAGUUUCCCUGCAUGUGUAAAAUAAAAAAUAGCUAAUGAAUAAAAAUAUAAUGUCUGUGUGUGUGUAUAUAUAUAUGCAAUACAAAGCCUCAAUAAGCAAACCAGUAACCAACAUCAUGCUGAGGAGUUGCAUAAACAACGAAACAGCUGUCCAUGAGUGGUUCGCUGGUUUUGCCUCUUUUCCUAAAUUAUGUUCCACGCAGUUGUAUACUGCAAAUACAGAUUAAAAGGAAUCCAUGUUUUAAAAUGAAAUUAGGCAAAAAUUUGAUUCUUUGUUAAACUAAUUUGCAUAUGCCCACCCAGAAUCCUUUGCGGUUGAGAGAUAUAUAUAUAUAUAUAUAUAUAUAUAUAUAUAUAUAUAUUUUUUUAAAUAUUAAAUUUUAUUCUAACUGUAUUUUGAUACUAAUAUAUAACAAUAAACUUAGAAUUAAAUUAUAUAUACAGCUAUGUAUAUAUCCAUAUACAAAAUUACAUAAAUUCAUAAAUAUACAUGUAGACUUCAAAUAUAUAAAUGUGUGUAUAUAUUUAAAUUCUAUGUGCGUAUUUAUGUAAUAUUUUUACAUUCAUUUUAUUGAUUGCAAUUUGAGGGACCUGCCUGACAACCCAGGCCAAAAGUCCAGAGAAUUGAAUUUGCUAGCACUGUAUUUAACCCUGUAACUUUCUAUGACACCCUAAAACCUGUACGGGGGGGGGGUUUAAUUUUUCACACACAAACUGCACUUUCACUGAUAUUGUUGUGACACGUUUUACGGUUUUGAAACUCUAAUAUAUGUGUUAAGCAAAGUCUCCCGAGUAUGACAGUACCUCCCAUGUACAGGUUUUAUAGUGGUUUUUGAAAGUUGCAUGGUCAAAUUUUUUUACAUUACCCACAUGAUGGCAUACCAUUUGCAAAAGAAGACAACCCAAGGUAUUGCAAUUGGGGUAUGUUUAGACUGGACAUACCCCAUAUUGAAUACCCUGGGUUGUCUACCAAAAAAAAAAAAAAAAAGUGUGAUUCAGAGACUUAUGACAGAUAACAGUGUUACAAUGUCACUAUUGAUACAUUUUUAAAAAUAUAUACUUUGAAACCGCAAUUUCAUAUCUGUACUUAUAGCCCUAUAACUUGCAAAAAAAAAGCAUGUCAACAAUGGGAGUUUUUAAACUCGGGACAAAAUUUUGAAUAUUUUUUUUUAACCGUGUUUUUUAUUUAUUUUUUUUUCCUUAACCUCUGUAGAUGAAUACAAUAUUUUUAGAGUAAGUCAAACAUGAUUUUUUUUAUAUUUUUAUUUUUAGUAAAUUAUGACAUGAUUAGAAAUAAUGGUAUGUAAAGAGAGCCAUUUUUGUCCUGGAAAAACAACUGCACCUAACCCCCAGAAUAAAUAGACCGAAAGCAACCAAGACUAUACAAACUGAACUAAUAUUGAAUAUCAAUACGGAGUGAAACAUAACUUCCACUUCUACAAUGGAAAUACUUUUAUAAUUAUCAUAUAAAGUUUAAAUGGUGUUUAUUUUUUUUUAAAUGCAUAUAGUGCAGCACUACUCACCACAUGUCUUAAGCAAACACCGAAAGAGUGGGUUUAGGUCUUAUACAGUUUGUAACACAUUCUGCCCAAAGAUCACCUCUUGAGAUGAAAGGACACUAACUAAGGACACAAAGCCAGUGUUCACCAACGGUGUCUAGAGAAGACCAUGAAGCAGCCUUACACAACUGUUUUAGAGAUGCGUCUGCUCCCACCCCCAUGAUGUGGACAGUGGUGGAGAAAGUCCUGCUUGUUAAUAUUCUGCUGAAAUGUAAUCCUUUAAUCCACAAGCGAUGGUAUCAUUAGAAACAUAAAAACUGUAUUUAUUUGGCCCUGAAAUAGUACAAAAAGAUGGUUGUACAUAUUUGGAGUGCAUUUGGUCCUAUUACAUAAACACAUCAACAUGCGUUUUUUUUUUUGUUUUUUUUUAUGAACAGAGGUCGAUUGCUGAAAUCCAAGUGGGAGACAUUGUGGCUGCUACUUUUUACAAUGACAAAUUCUGGUACAGGGCUGAAGUCCAGGGAUUCCUGGACAAUGGAAAUGUGGAUCUUUAUUAUGUGGACUAUGGAGAUAGCUGGACGACCUCUGUAGAGAACCUUUUUCCACUUCGGUAAGUGGGUGACCAAGCAGAUGAAUAUUGGUGGGCUUUGUAAACUUUUGUGGAUGAAAUACCUGGCUUGUUUUGGACCAAAUGAAUGUGGGAAUAUGUGAGAUUGUAAUCUGGUAGAAUCUGUUAUCCUAGUUUAGUCAAUGGCCAAUUUGGUAGAUUAAAGUGCAGAUAUUUGUAACACUUAUGGCCCCAUUGUAGUAAAUGUGAUAUUAAUGUAAGAAUUUCACUUUUGUACACAGUGUUCUCGUAUUGUUAGACUCUUAUACGUUUUAUUUAUGAAUUUUCUCCCAUAGAAGCGACUUCCUGAGCCUUCCCUUCCAAGCCAUUGAAUGCAGCCUUACUGGUAUCACCCCUGUUGGUUAGUCUUUUUCUCUGUUUGAAGUGCAUAAAGGUGGACGGAGGUUGGCAUAGAAAAGGAACCUAUAUAGCUAGACAUGGAAUUGAUGGGCAUUUAGAAGGGAAUUGCAAACUUCCUAUUUUGCCGACACCAUCAUGUCUGUUUUUUGCACAGAACCUGGUUUAUUAAAUAAUCCUGUGUGUAUUUAAAAUGUAAUAUUUGUUCCUUAAGUUGGUUCUUCGAGAUGAAUAAAGUUAUUUUUACUUUAUCAAACAAAGAAGUUUGGUCUAUGUCCAUGUAACACAACUACCUUAUCUCUCGCUGAAACAUGAUUUUUCUAUGACAGAUGGUAAGUGGACCGAGAUGUCAUUGGAUGUAUUUGAUGAACUGACGCAUUGUGCAAAGUGGAAGCCAUUGUGUGCAAAGAUUUGCAGCUUUCCUUCUCCGGGAGUCUCUCGGUGUUUCCAUAUCCGGUUGUAUGACACAUCCAUGGAACCGGUGAGAGCAAACAUUUAAGCAUAGCCUGCUGCACUGCAGAGUAAAGUGUUCUUAAUUAAAAUUUUCUUUAAGACCCUUUAUAAGGAGCAUGAUGCUUUGUGGACAGAAGUAUGAAAGCUUCCAACUCUUUACGUUAGAGGAGUUCACAAAUCCUCAAUUAUUUUGUAAAACUUGGAUAAAUCUUACAUUGUAAAAACUGUCUCUACCACUGAACUCAAUAUAUUCUUUUAUUACAGAUUUUUUUCUAUUUUUUUAGCUAUUUGGUAUAAAAUUUUAAAUUUAUUUUUCAAUUUUGGGUUUACUUAAAUAAUGUAAAGCUGUCACACAUUCCUUUGGUUCCUUAGAUACUGGAUAUAGGACAUGAGCUGAUCAAUCAAGGAUUUGCCAUUGAACAAAAGGAGAGUUCCUUGCAAGGAGAUGAGGAGGAGAAUCUUGUGUCACGGCUCCUGGUGAGUCUGCUUGUCUGUAUAUAGGACCCUAUCUCAAGAUUGAUUGAUCUCAGUCAAUCAAUUGCUUUCCUGUGCUGUGCUAAUCAAAGCAGCAUUUGAUUAACAGAGUCUGACUCUGUGUCUCAAGUGGCUGUCAGUAAAACAGACACUAGAAAUGUAUUUAAACCUGUAUUGGUAACAUUGCAGUUUGCGCAAAAAUUUGUGGUUAAAACUUGGGCCACUGCAACCAGAUCACUUCUCCAAUACUACAGUGAGAUUCAUUUUAAAAUGUUCUAACUGAAUUUUCCUACUGGCGAAUUUUCCUACUGGCGAUUCCCUUAUUUCAACAGACAACUGAACAGCAGCCAAAUGGGAGUGAAAGCUUAGUAAUAACUGAAUUUGCCUUUUGCAAUUGGCCAAAUUUUUAACUAGCAGAAUUGUAACAAAUGAACAGCUUUUGAGUAGACCCCAACGUGGCUCUCAUUCAUGUUGAGCUUCUUAUCCAUUCCAGGAUGAGGUCACCAGCCUCUCCAUCGAUCCCCAGUCUUUUAGUUUUUCAAGUCGGUUGGAUGAGCAGCGUCUGUCAUCUGGUGAGUAUGAUCUAAUCAAGAGUAACUUAUGGGUUUAUUUAGAAUGCCUGAUGUGUUCCUUCUAUCUACAUUAUUUCCUAAAAAAAUCUAUUUAAGAAAACAAACUUGUUGAGCACUCUAGCUUACUGAAUAUCCAUUUGCAAACCUACAAAGCACAUUUCAGUUGAUGGCAAAAUGUAUGCUUAUAUAGUGAACAGGGGGAUCUGCUGAGGUUUGAAGGGGGCAGAGAUGGGAAGUGUUUGUUUGCAACUGCAGGAGACCGCUCUGCAUUAAUAAAGAGUGUGUCACCAAUGCUGCAGAAAUGUAUGGAACUCCUUACUGAAAUGUAGUGAGUGGCUUGCAGUGUUUUUUUUGGGGCUAGAAAUUUGUCUUAAAAAGGUGGUUUAAGCAAAGUGGAAUAGUGCUAAAUCAUUCAGUAUGAUCUUGUAAUGUAACUCUUAACUACUGGCCCAAUAGAUGACUCCAUUGAAAUGAUGCGUUCAGACAGGAACCUUGCUGUGAAAUCCAGUAACUUGACUUAUAGUGUACCAUCCACUCCUGCGGCUUAUUCAAAAGAGGAGGAAGAGAUUGAUGAUCGCUUGGAGGAGACUUUUUCCAAUAUAAAGAUAAGCUGCAAUGAAGAUGCCCUUUUGGUGUGUGGUUUAGAUAUCAUGCAGUCCUCUGAUCAGAAUGCCAGCUUCCCCACUGAUCAUGAAAAUAGUUUCAAUUCACAGCCUACUCCCAUGAAUUCUUCUGUCCCAGAGGCUGGCCCCGAGCCGCCCACGCCUUCUGUCCCAGAGGCUGGCCCCGAGCCGCCCACGCCUUCUGUCCCAGAGGCUGGCCCCGAGCCGCCCACGCCUUCUGUCCCCGAGGCUGGCCCAGAGCCGCCCACGCCUUCUGUCCCCGAGGCUGGCCCCGAGCCGCCCACGCCUUCUGUCCCCGAGGCUGGCCCCGAGCCGCCCACGCCUUCUGUCCCCGAGGCUGGCCCCGAGCCGCCCACGCCUUCUGUCCCCGAGGCUGGCCCCGAGCCGCCCACGCCUUCUGUCCCCGAGGCUGGCCCCGAGCCGCCCACGCCUUCUGUCCCCGAGGCUGGCCCCGAGCCGCCCACGCCUUCUGUCCCCGAGGCUGGCCCCGAGCCGCCCACGCCUUCUGUCCCCGAGGCUGGCCCCGAGCCGCCCACGCCUUCUGUCCCCGAGGCUGGCCCCGAGCCGCCCACGCCUUCUGUCCCCGAGCCGCUUCUCUUCGCUUCUUUCUGUCCUCAGGCUGUCCCCGAAAGCCGCUUCGCUGCUUUUCUGUCCCCUUUGCUGGCCCUGGUGCCGCUUCGCGCUUUCUGUCUCAGCUUCGCUUGGCCCUUCGAGUCAUUAGCGCUUGUCUCCUCGCCAGCCGCCUACGCUUUUCUGUCCCCGAGCCGCCUCAAGGCUUUCUGUCCCCGGAAGCCGCUCAAGGCUUCUUCUGUCCCCGAGCCGCUUCAAGGCUUCUUUCUGUCCCCGAGCCGUCAGCGCUUCUGUCCUCGCUGAAAGCCAGCUUCAAGGCUUUUCUGUCCCUUUGAGCCAAGGCUUUUCUGUCCUCUCGAGGCGCCGCUUUGUCCCCAGGCUUACGGCUGUUCUCGUAGGCGCUUCGCUAGCUUUCUAGCGUCCCCGGAGGGCGCUUCGCUGCUUUUCUGCCCCCGAGGCGCCCACGCCUUCUGCCCCCGAGGCGCCCACGCCUUCUGCCCCCGAGGCGCCCACGCCUUCUGCCCCCGAGGCCGGCCCCCCAUCACAGUCUACUGUUUUUGACAGCAGCACCUCCAAUGAACAUAGCUCCCCAUUUGAGUCUUCUGACAGCUCCAUUGGCUCUUCUAUGGAGUGCACAGUUUCCUCUGAGGGGCAGAUCUCGUCCUCCUCUUUAGACGACAACAGUAGCCCUUGCUCACCCCGUGGCUGCUUCUAUUAUGUUUCUGAGAAGAUGUCAACCAGCUCCAUCUAUAACAGUUCCUCUUGUGAUAUUAUUACUAUAAGUUCUGACAGUGAGGAGGAACCCGAGGACAAGACUGGCAUGAGGAGGGCUGCAGAGGUUUAUGGUAUGCAAUCAUUUUGUACACUGUAAUUUUGUGGCUGACUGGCACCUGGUGACCCUUUUCUGACCCCUUGGUGAAGGUGGGCCAAACCGAGCCAAUGAAUAGGUUUAGGAAACUGAAAUUUUAUCUGCUACCUGCAUAACACAAAAUCUAGAGUUAGCAGUAUAUUUGUAUUGUGCAAAAAGUUGCAUAAACUGAACUUGAUCUUCAAAAAUUUUGAGUAUUUAAUGCUGAGGUUCGGCAACACAUAUGUUUCUAGUGAAAUGUCAUUUAAAAUACUUAAAGGAACACUAUAGGGUCAGAAACACAAACAUGUAUACCUGACCCUAUAGUGCAAAACCCACCAUUUAGGUGGCUUUCCCAGCCCUUAAAGGUGAAUCAAACUCACCUUAUUUCCAAUGCUGCACCUGGCGCUGGCCCGCCCCCUUUGUGACAUCAUCAGAAUUGCCCAUUUUUAGCAAAUCCAAUGCUUUCCUAUGGGGAUAGCAUUGGAUUUGCUAAAGUCGGCCGGGGGGGGGGCCGCGCGGCAAACACAGUUUUGGCCAAUCGGCACCUCCUCAUAGGGAUGCAUUGAAUCAGUGCAUCUCUAUGAGGAAAAUUUAGCAUCCCUGUGGAGACGCUGGACGACACUGCUGCGUACUGUGCAGCACUGAGCUAGGAAGCCCCUCCAGUGGCCAUCUAAGGAGUGAAAUGUAAACCCUGCCUUUUCUCUGAAAAGACCAUGUGUGCAUGAAAAUGCCUGCAUGUAAUUAUACUCACCAGAACUACUUUAAGCUGUAGUUGUUCUGGUGACUAGUGUCCCUGUUAAUAAUUUGUACAGUUUUGUGUGUGUGUAUACCGUUUUCCUCCAAAAAUAAGCCGUAUUCUCUAGUUCACUAAUCUAUGUUCGGGGGAAUUUCCCUGAACGUACACAUGCUUGCAACUGUUUUUCCCCGAAAUAAGCCCUAGUGCAGGAUUCCCCAAACUCCGGCCCUCCAGAUGUUGCUGAACUACAAUUACAAUGAUUGUAUGAAUGAAAUGGAUAGGCUGAGAAUCAUGGGAGUUGUAGUUCAGCAAAAUCUGGAGAGGCAGAGUUUGGAGAAGCCUGCCCUAGUGUGUUAUUCAGGGCAAAACUAAAUCUAAAACCCGGUGUUAUUUUCAGGGAAAGACUGUAUAUUUACAUACACCGUAUAGCCAUGGUUGCUAACACUUCUUACCCAAAAGAGUAACUUUAAUGGCAGCAGGAAGUUGAUCCAUAUAGAACAGGUCUUUUGUGGCCCUUGCUGCUUUAGAGAGUAUUGUUGUUCAUACGUACUGUUCUACAUAGGAGUAAAUAUUCAGAAGAUUAGCUGGUCUUUUCUAAUUUUUAGCUAUAGACGGUUAGACCGUCACCGUACAGUGUGCUGGCCCGGAGGUGACUGCUCUUGUUAGUUGUAGAGUAACCUUUCAGCUUGGUGCAACGUGCAAACCGUUUAGGAGCCCAAAGAGUUUGUUUUCUGUGUUGGUUUCUAGAUCUUUGAUUUUAGAAGUUUGUUUAGAGAGGUCUCCCUGUUCCCUUUUUUUUUUUUUUUCAAAAGUAAUUUUUUUAAGGGCUUCCCAAAUGAUUGGAGUGGGGACAUGUAUAGUAAUAUGAUCCUUAUUGAGGGUUAUUAAUUUGUGGUCAGGAAGUGAUUUAUUAAUCUUGGCGGUCUGACUAUGUGAUUCCACUGUGAUUGCAUGAGCCUGUCUCCAUAUGUCGUGUUGGACAAUCAACGCGGUGUUCUACUAUAAGAUUACAAUUUCUUCCCAAACCCAGUAUACUACCCUGAUAAUUUUUCCAAGGGUUUUAUGCUGUAGUGGUUAUUGUGCAAGGAGUACCCUGGCACUGUCCCAGGGCAAAAGAUCAAAACUUACCUGGGGUUGUUUGUGUGUGUUUUUUUUUUUUUUUGUUUUGUUUUGUUUUUUGUUCGUUCCAGCUUUUUUACAUCAGUUUGUGGUGAUGAUCUGACAUGCACAAAUAUUGUGAUUUAUAAAAAAAAAAAGCAUCCAGCAUGUUUUGCAGAAUUUAUAAAACAACGCCUCAAGGUAGAAAAUGUUUACAUCUUUAUUCUUAAUGUACAAAAUCAUAGUUCCUAGUUGAUAUUAUGAUCGACGUGUACUAUUUAUGAGAGUGAUAUUAAUUCCUACAAACAAACCGUUGGGGUUCUGUACAGAGGAUUUCACCAUGACAUCAUAACAAUAAUACAAUCUCUUCCGGGUGGCAAAAGCCAAAGUGUUCUCCGAUUGAAAGCUGUACUCUGCUUAUAGAACUGCUCGGACUGGAGGGUCUCCUCUCACAGGUCCAGUGCUGGGUGUCUGUGUGAGUGGUAUGUAGGGCGGGUGACUUAUCAUUGGAAAAGCAGCUUGUACUGGAGAUUGAAUGCUAAAACCAUAUGGUGAUGACAUGUUAAAUACAGCUGGGGCAGGGAAUGUCAUGAUGUCUAUUGUGAGGAGAAUGUCAGUGGAAACCGCUCGCGUUCUGCACCCCGGAAGUAUAUUGGUGCCUAUUAUUUACAAACCUUCUGAAAUGCUGUACUGACACAGUUUAAAUAUGGGCCACUUACACACUGCCCAGUAGUAUCCAUUACAAGGCCCUAGUCCAGUUGCCUUCUUACAUUGCAUACUAUAUUUGUUUGAGUCAUAUGUUUUAUGUUUGCUCUUUGAAUGUGUUCUUGACAUGCUUUUACCCCUCUAAAAAGAUCAGCAAAACGAAAAAAAAAUUUGAAUAGUGUCCUUGAAAAUGCCCACCUAAUAUUAUGGCUUUAUAGAAAGGUAAUGUUAUUAAUGUGCAGCCUAAUUAAGAUUUCAUUGUUGCAACUGUGUUUAACACAAGUGAUAUGUGGUGCUUUUAUUUCAUUCCAUUUUUAUUUUUUUUUUAAAUAUAUUUAUUUAUUUUUUAAAGAAAUUCUUAGAUUUGGGUUAUUUAAGGUAAUCUAUGUAUUUUAAAUGCACAUUUAAUGAUAAAGAUUUGUUGGUUGACCUCAAGGUACCACUUGGUAGAAUAAAUCCUGGUUUAGUUUGGCUCACUGAUUACUUGUACUGUCUCUACACACUCCCACGCUCCAUCCUGACUAUCUAAUCACUCUUCUUUCCUGCUCUGCUAAUCUCCUGUAUGCUUAAUUCCCUCUGUCCAAGUGUCUAACCUUCUGGUUUCUCCGCAGAAGUGCUUAUAAGCUCAGGGAGUGAGGAUGAUGUGAUUUUAUUGGAAGACCACGCAUAAAUCUCCAAGCCGCCUGCCUACAUCAUAUAUUGCCAUGUUGCACGUUGACGUUUCCAAUGUUUACAAGUUGUAUAUAUUGUGUCUGUUUAAUAAACGUUAAUUUAAUCUCUGACAUAGGAGCGAGUGGCUACUUAUUGGUCUUUAUUG
Messenger RNA from Pelobates cultripes (western spadefoot toad), 21059 nucleotides. NCBI's taxonomy places the organism in Eukaryota, Metazoa, Chordata, Amphibia, Anura, Pelobatidae. The record is from the annotation of a GenBank genome assembly.